Messenger RNA from Peronospora farinosa, 1449 nucleotides. The record is from the annotation of a GenBank genome assembly. NCBI's taxonomy places the organism in Eukaryota, Oomycota, Peronosporomycetes, Peronosporales, Peronosporaceae.
AUGAAUUUUGUGAUCAAGUCACAAAUUGAGACAAGUUUUGUCCUCAUUCUUCACAUUUCAAAUGAAUUUGAGUACUCAUUUGUUAUCAUUGGUACUAAAGGACUUAUGAUGCGGGUGCCAAGUGCGCGGCGCUUCAUUACAGCGCUAUGUAUGCUCAUGCUUGUAGCUAAAGGCUCUCAAAAGCUUCGUAUAUUCGUCGUGUCUAUCGUGACGCGAUUAAACAAACUAAAAGCAGCUGGAACGACGGCGAAUAAGCCGUCCUGGAGACUAUUUAGCGUUUUUUUAAGCGAUUUAAGUACCCAUCGCGUCGGGAAAGUGCUUCUGGCGGACAACCACUGCAUCGUUGAGGCCAAAAAUGGCAUCGAGACGUACAAGGUACUCUUGCCACCACAGACAAAAAAUACUUAUCUUAUAGAUGUACUCGCUCGAUCUGGAGUAGAUUUUGGUUCCGUAACGCCAUCGGUUACUAGUAGAUUGGUGCCAUUGGCGUUGACAUUGGUGCCAUUUUUGUACUUGGGGCUUACCUACAAAAUGUUGCGUAGGAUGUUCGGCACAGAUGUUGGAGCUAUAGGUAAAGAUGGCACCAAGAAAGUGCGCAAGAAGCAACAGAUCGAAACCAUUUCAUUUGACAAUGUGGCAGGAAUUGAUGGAGCCAGGAAGGAACUGGAGGAAGUUGUCGAUUUCUUGAGGAACCCAGCUCGAUACCAGGCUAUUGGAGCUAAAGUUCCGAAGGGUGUGCUAUUAUGUGGCCCGUCAGGGACGGGUAAAACACUGUUGGCCAGAGCUGUAGCUUCUGAAUCGGGUGUAGCGUUCUUGUUUUGCUCAGCCUCGGAUUUUGUAGAGAUGCUGGUGGGAAGAGGAGCUGCUCGAGUGCGAAACCUCUUUACUCAGGCUUCGGAGUAUCCGCAGUGUAUCAUCUUUAUCGACGAAAUUGAUGCGCUGGCUAAAGCCCGUGGGGGUCUUAAUUCAAACGAUGAACGUGAGCAGACACUGAAUCAGUUGUUAACGGAGAUGGAUGGAUUCGAAGGAAAUGCCAACGGAGUUAUCGUGAUUGCUGCUACGAAUCGACCUGAGGUGCUCGAUCCGGCAUUGUGUCGUCCUGGUCGCUUUGACCGCCAUGUGUACGUCGGAUUACCUGACACCAAAGGUCGUGAGGCAAUUCUAGAGGUGCACUGUCGCAACGUGCGUCUUGACAGCGAAAUAAACCUGUCUGUUAUCGCGAAGAAAUGCGGUCAGCUUGGUCAGCGCUCAGGAGCUCAAUUGGCAAGCCUCGUCAAUGAGGCUGCGUUGAUGGCCGUGCGGCACGGCAAAACCAGCAUCAAGCUCACACACUUUGAGCUCGCGAUGAAUCGCGCUUUCGAGUCACAGAGGCGCAGCAUCGCUGGAUCAUCUUUCGAGUUCAUGACGGAAGAAAGUGAAGCCAUGACGCAUGCUACAGGACGUGCUUAA